AUUCGGUUAAAUCUUUUAAAUUUCAUGGAAUGGAUUUGAACUUGAGAUUAUUCUAUGUGCUAAUUUCGUGCUUCCUCUCCACUAUUGCUGUUUUCACUUUACGACGUGGGUUGUCACCAGCACCUGGCGACCCGUCAGACGGAAAAGUUGUUCAGGUUUCUUGUUCAAAGUUUGCACUUUCUUUGUCGCUGGGAAUGGAUUAUGUGCCGCGGCCUACUGUAGUCCCGUUUCAAGGGUUCAACGCAUCCGAAGAUGGUCAGGCGCUUCGCGCCGCCAUGAAAGGUUUCGGGACAGACGAACAAGCAAUCAUUGAUAUUUUGACCGCCCGCAGCAACGACCAGAGGCAACUCAUUAAGAAAUACUUUCUUGAAGAAUAUGGGCGAGACCUAAUUGAAGAUUUGAAAAGUGAACUUGGUGGGAAGUUUGAGGACGUGAUCGUCGGUUUGAUGUCGCCUCCAGACGAAUAUUUGUGUAAACAACUGCAUAAGGCUAUGGCGGGAAUAGGAACCCACGAAGAGGCACUUGUUGAAAUCGUAUGCACUAAGUCGAAUGAGGAGAUCCAGCGGUUGGUUAACAAAUACGAGGAAAUGUACGACCGGCCACUAGCCGAGCACUUGUGUAGUGAAACUUCCGGUCAUUUCCGACGAUUUCUAACACUCGUUGUAACCGGGGUGCGAGAUGAUGCUAACGUGGUGGAUCCGGAAAAGGCGCGCGAACAAGCAGAAUCUCUAUAUGCGGCGGGAGAAGCCAAGCUUGGAACCGACGAGGAGGUGUUCAAUCGAGUGAUGGCCCACGCGAGUUUUGCACAACUGCGUUUGGUCUUCGAGGAGUACAAGAACCUCUCGGGGAUGACCAUUGAGCAGGCUAUCAAACACGAAAUGAGUGGUGAACUCCAUAACGCCAUGAUGGCUGUUGUGGAAUGUGUGCAGUCGCCCCCGGCAUUUUUCGCUCGGCGGCUUUUCAAAGCCAUGGAUGGCAUAGGAACUGACGAUACUACUUUGAUCCGAAUUAUAGUGAGUCGGUCGGAAAUCGACUUAGGAAACAUUAAAGAUGAAUUCGAGCGAAUGCAUGAUCGCACACUUUUGAGUGCGGUGAAGUCGGAAACUUCAGGCGAUUAUAAACGAGCGCUAUGUGCAUUAAUUGGAUGUGCUUGAACUUCUUGUCCGUAACCGUCCUAUGGCGUCGAGGCCUUAUAACUACAACUGUGAAUCUCCCUUAAGAACCAGUGUCCCUAAUUGUCUUUUUGCUUGUAACUAUUAGAGCUAAAUAAAAACACUCCAUUUUGUUGAGUAAACCGUA
This is a messenger RNA of Hermetia illucens (black soldier fly), 1299 nucleotides long. RefSeq names its product annexin B10 (gene AnxB10). The transcript is spliced from 4 exons. The coding region runs from base 30 to 1154 and encodes 374 amino acids. NCBI's taxonomy places the organism in Eukaryota, Metazoa, Arthropoda, Insecta, Diptera, Stratiomyidae. Gene Ontology annotation, cellular component: cytoplasm. The record is from RefSeq and is a predicted model, not a curated record. Gene Ontology annotation, molecular function: calcium-dependent phospholipid binding; calcium ion binding.